GUGCUUUAGGGGCCAGACUUUCAAAUAAGAUGAAUUAAAAUAAAAAGAGAAACCUCCAGUGAGCUCUGGAUAUUUUCUGCAGACUCUCACUGCUGUCACUCCCUCGUCUUCCAGUGAACGACAUCACAAUGACUCAGUUCUGGAAAUCCUCAUGGGCUACCUUCUUUUGCAUCCUUUCAUUACUCUCUGCAACUGGAGACUCAGCGGGUCCAAAUCAGUUCCAGCUGGAGCCGCUCAACUCCACAGUACUGCGAGGCUCUGACGUCAAAUUCAACGCCACCUUGCAGGGAAACUGGCAGGUCAUGACCUGGAUAGUUGCAGGUCUCCUGGUCGUCACUGUCCCUGUCAGCGGUGACGUUACGUCCUCCUCACAGCGGUUCACGGCAGGAUUCUGCUCCACUGGUGACACCGGCUGUGUGGAGUUCACCAUGCGAAACGUCAGCCGUGGAGACGCUGGGCCGAUCGUCUGCAUUGUGCAGGGAGAGUACGGAUCAAAGACGGCGCAGCUUUCUGUACAAGAGAGCGGUUCAGUCAACAUCACAGCUGGAAACCUGAAGGUGGAGGAGGACGAGCAGGUACAGUUUCAGUGUGUAAUGUCUGCCUGGUUUCCUGCUCCGACUGUCAGCUGGGCUCUAAAUGGUCAGCUGGUGGACAGCAGCCUUUUUAACACCACCUUCAUGGUGGAUGGGGAUUCCUACAACUCCACCAGUGUGCUGGACUUUAAGGCGGUCAAAAACACCACGGUGGAGUGUCGGGCAACAGUGGAGACACUAACAAACCCACAGAAAAGCUCUGUGUUCCUGGUGGUUGUUCCUAAGCCCCCAGACUGGACCGUGCUGAUAUCUAUGGUUGUGUCUAUCGGAGGUUUUGCUCUGCUGGUUUUACUCAUCAUAGGAAUCAUCUUCUGCUACAAACACAGGAAAGAAAAACAGCCCACCUAUGAAGAUGAAAUGAGGAGGGUGAGGACACAGAGCCAGUUAAGUGCCGUCACUGGAACACCACGAGGUCAAGUCAACAGAGGUUAUGUGAACGAUGGUCAGACAAGCGUCGCUCCCAGUGAACACACUGACAGUGGUUUCUCUCAGGCUAACGGAUCCAGUUAUUUUGAGAUGCCUGAUGUUGUGAACAGUAACCAGGCUGGAAAUGUGUUCAGGUUCCCUGACGCUGUGGAUGAAUCCGGCUUCAAGAAACACAGACAUGUCACCAUCGUGUGAGGACACAGAGGAGCAGAGAGUCUGCAGAAAUAUGAGUUUGGACAGUAUUCAGCCAGCACUUUGAAGCCUGUCUGCUUUGGUUUCUGAAGAUGAAAGAAAGAAAGGUGUGAAGAAAGGCUGAAUCUGCUCCACCAAGGACUGAUGCACUGCAGCAAGAAGAGACGAGUUUUUAUUCAGUGAAUGGAGCUGUAUCAGCACAAUAUGACAUUUGAAAUCAGACAUAUAUACAGAAACAUUCAUAUUGCCAUGCCUCUGAGUGGUUCUGGGUGUUGUGAAUUUGCUCCCCUUAUUAUUUGCUGUAUCUGCAGCAGCAGCUUCAUCACCGACCAAAACAAACCGAGCAUAAUAACCAAUUUAAUGACCACUGGAGCAGCAAAAAUGAAGCCGAACCAGCAUAAACUUUUGGACUUAUUGGGCAGAGGCUGUAUUUCCAUUUGAUGGCUGUGUGUUUCGGGUUUAUACUAAGCCGUAUCUAUUUAUUGAGGCAUUAUGUAACUCAAAAUUAAAUAUUCAAAGGGGGCAGUCUUAAACCUCUUUUG
Molecule: messenger RNA, 1753 nt
Organism: Cheilinus undulatus (humphead wrasse)
Lineage: Eukaryota; Metazoa; Chordata; Actinopteri; Labriformes; Labridae
Gene: igsf5a
Product: immunoglobulin superfamily, member 5a
Exons: 9
Coding region: 129-1214 (361 amino acids)
Biological process (GO): cell-cell adhesion
Source: RefSeq, a predicted model, not a curated record